UAUCAAUGACGUCAUAGCGAUGGUGCAAGCUGGCCGAGAAGGAAGGAAUACGAAAUUGACAAUGUCGAUGUUUUAACGUUUUGAGAUACAUUCUGAUUACAAUUACAAUCGGAAUUCAUUCGUUUCUAAAUAAAUAUUAUCUUAGGGGUUUAUAGUUUAAAGCCACAGAGGAUGGCCCGUUCUGCAGCUCAGAACCAGGAGCGCCAAGGCCAGCGCUCUGCUCAACAAGGGGGUCAAUCCAAGCCCAGCAAGGGACAGCGUCAGGAUGCAGCAGAACGGAAGAGGGACGAGCGAGCCAUCAGGAAUGCUUACAGGAAGACGAAAAAGGACGAAUCGUACCUUGCAGACGAUCAGAACUUUGCAAGCUUUGCCACCCAGCUGCAGAGUAUGGGUCUUCAAUUGAGAGAUAUUCCUGGCGAUGGAAACUGUUUGUUCCGAGCUCUUGGGGACCAGUUGGAAGGCCACGGUCGCAACCACAUGGCUCACCGGUUGGACGUUGUACAGUAUAUGAGAGAUCACAAAGACAACUUUGAACCCUUUAUGGAAGACGACGUACCAUUUGAGAGACAUUUGGUCAACCUGGCUAAGCCUGGUACCUAUGCAGGAAAUGACAGUAUCGUGGCCUUUGCUCGCCUCCUGAAGGUCAAUGUGGUCAUUCAUCAAUUGAAUCUUCCAGUAUGGAGGAUUGUAGGUUCAGAUAAACCCUCAUGCAAGGAGCUUCAUAUAUCCUACCAUAAUGGUGACCAUUACUCUAGUGUAAGGAAGCUGGGUGAUAACUCAGAGAAAGCUACCAACUUCAGGAACGGUGGCGAGUCAUCUAGUUCAGACAUAAAACCCAAGCCUAAGGCCCGGACAAAGUCCAAAGUGAGCGAUGAGAUCGAUCCACCGUACACCAAUGGAACAGUAGAAGAAGACGGUCUCAUCGAUGUAGAAUUACAUAUAAUGGUCGAGACAGGCUGUGAGGAUGUGCAAUUAAUACGAGAGACUUUCAUGGACAAUGAAUGCAACGUGGAUGCAACUAUAGGAGUGCUACUUCAAGUUACCAAUGCUGACUGCGAUACAUUUUCUCAUGAUAAUAACUCUAUAAAAUCAGGAGAGCGAUCGCCUCAGGGUGCUGCCGGCAUCUGGUCUACAGACGGCUCCGGAACUAGAUUAUUUGGUGUACCUGAAGACAGUGAUAGUAGUAGUAGCAGCAAGACACAGCCAAACAGGACUCCAGGCGGGAAAGCCAAGAAUCAGAGUACCAGGCAGCAGAAAGCCCAGAAGCGGCUCGAGAAGAAACAGAGACAGGCAGAGAGACAUCGACAGAGGAUACAGGGCGAGAAUUGCCAUAGCAACACGACAACCAGCAGUGACGAGGAAAGCAGCAGUGUCGUGCUCGUCGGCCAGAUGGGAGCGCUCUCAAUAUGACGACACCAGAUGCACUAGUUAUGUUACGAAAAAUAGACACUUCAGGGAUUCAAUAUAGUAUCUGAGUUUUCAUUUCAUUCUGUCUGUGACGACCGCGCUUUGAUGAACAUUGCUAGCUUAGAAUGAUAGUUUGUUAUAUAAUUUUAUGAGCGAGUACAAGCAGCUCUUUUGUUUAGAUAUUCAAUGCAAGAGAUGAAUCAACCGAGGAACUAAUUUUGCAUUUAGCACACCAGAAGCUAGCUUAUGAUGAUAAUUUGUUAGAUAAUUUUAUGAGCGAGUACAAGCAGCUCUUUUGUGUUUGGAGAUUCAAUGCAACAGAUGAAUCAACCGAGGAACUAAUUUUGCAUUUUGCACACCGGAAGCCGCGGGAUAUCUCCAAAAAGGAGCCGUCAGUUACACAAUAGAGGAUGUUGCUUCUUGGCAGUGGCUUCAAAUAUUAUUUGAUAUCAUGAGGGAAAUAGAAGUUUGAAAACCCUCGAAAUGAAUGGUUACUUUUCUCUAGCAAGUUUUUUAGGUUCAUAUCCCUGUAUUAAAGAGAAUGAUAAUACAAUGUAAUAAAAUUUUGAAUCUCUAUCCAAUGGGCGAUUCAGUGUAAUGUUUCCAGUUCGACAUAUCGUCGGCCGGCUGGCAGAAGGGCGUUAGCGCGCAAGCGACUCAAAAACUACUUUUUUUGAAUUAUUCGCAUUUAAAGAUUUGUUUUAUACUUAAACUGCUUUCCAUCCCGAAAAUUGGUUUAAAAUUUAAGAGACUAAUAGAAAUGUUAUAGUAGAACAUGGCCACAAUUUUUUUCUCGGAAAUAAGUCUGUUUUAUAACAGUUUGAGGCGAUAAAGUGCUAACGCCCUUCUGCUUAACGCUUCAUUUUUUAUCUGAAAUUCGAGCUAACGCCCCUCUGCCAGCAAGGCGACGAUACGUCCAUUGUCCCCAUAAUUCAUCAAUAAAGAAAGAAUCUCUUGAUAUUGCAAUUGAACAUUGCUGCUUUCUGAUAUCACUACAGUUACACUUUAUCAAGAGAUUUUUCAUUCAUGGAUGAAAUUUCAUGUGAUGAUUUUGAGAGUGAUACAUAUAAUAAGGGAUAAAGAAUAUUCUUUAAUUUAAUUUUUCAACCGUACUCUUACUGAAAAACAUCUGAGUAGGACGUCUUGUAAGUUUUGAAUUUUUUUUUUUAUUUCAACUGUUGUUUGAUCCUGUAUAUCAGUCUUACUACCGGUACUAGAAUCACACAAAUUGUGGUAUCUUAUCUACAAAGCAUUAUCAAAUGCCAAGAAAAUUAGUCAUGUUGUACAUGAAUUGAAGCAGAAACAGUUGAAUUUUUUCUUUUCGUUCCCUUCACGGACAGUCGUAUUAAAGCUUUUGUCCAAAUAAACAUUAUACUGUGAGCAUUAGUAAGCAUUGUGCCCCCAAUUACUUUUGUAAAGCAAAGAGUGUUAGAAUCCACUAAUGAUUUAAAGAGAAUUCCAUUUUAGUUAUUUGAUUCAUUUCAAAGUCUUAUAUUUAUAUUUUCCUCCUUUAUCUUGCCCUUCUUUUCCUGUGGAUACCGAUUCUUAUUUUUAUAAAGUGCGUAGAAUUCAAAGGAAAUACUACCGUACAUGGUCAAGUAUAAGCUGGGGCGAAUAUAUGUAAGCAUACUUUCUUUAGACCUAGGAUACUUUAUAUUUUUUUGAAGUCUUUUGGAUUAGAAUUAUUUUAGGAUGUAUGGGAUGCCUAGUGACUCCAGCACACAGGCAUGGUUUUGAACCUUGGACCUCAGUAUUCCUAGACCAUAGCUUUAACCACUAAGCCAUGACACUUCAGUAUGCUGCUGUGAGUUCAUAAUGAUGUAUGUUCUUUCUUACCAGAUAUUAUAGGGUACUGUGACACAAAGGUUUGCAAUUGAUAGAUGAAUUAACCACAUUUGGAAUAUAUUCUGCAUACAUUACUUGUUGCUAUAUCUGGCAAGCUCAGGCUGUUACAAACUAUGUUUAAAAACUAUGCACAAGAUUUAAAUAUGUUAGUGCACUGGCCUAGUGCACAAUGACAAUGGCCAAUCAAGAUCAUUGUUGCAUGUAUAUUAUAUGUAUUGUCAACAAGGCCGACUAUUUACCAAUCAGAAUCAUUAUCAUAAUUUCAUAUUUAUGAUUGAUCGCAAACCUUUGUGUCAUGCCCCCCCCCCCCCCAGAUUGUACGGAGACUUCAUUUGACUUCAGAGUAUAAACAUGUGUACUUUCCUUUUUAUAUCAGUGAAUUUUGUUGUUUUUAUAUCUAUAUGGCAAUGUUUAAGUGAAUUAUCCUCUAUAGUCUGUACUUAAAAAAUGCAAACAUAAUUUGUUUAACUCGUUAGUCGUUACUAUCAAAUAGCUUGCUAAUCUUCUUUAGAAGUGAUAUCUUUAAUGGCUUAAAGGUUGAAAUGGAGAAAAAAAAUACUGCUGUGUCACAUAUUUUGCACUUGAAAUUGAAAUCAUGUUGGAAGGUGACGGUAUCUUUGCAGAAAUGUUACUUUUGUAAAUAGUAGAAUAUUAUUGUACAUGUCUACUAUAAAACUAAAUAUAAAUAUAUAAAAUACUUCAA
This is a messenger RNA of Strongylocentrotus purpuratus (purple sea urchin), 3955 nucleotides long. RefSeq names its product OTU domain-containing protein 3. The transcript has 9 exons. The record is from RefSeq and is a predicted model, not a curated record. Bases 172 to 1410 code for a protein of 412 amino acids. Gene Ontology annotation, biological process: protein deubiquitination. Gene Ontology annotation, molecular function: cysteine-type deubiquitinase activity. Lineage: Eukaryota; Metazoa; Echinodermata; Echinoidea; Camarodonta; Strongylocentrotidae.